AUGACGGCUCACUGUAGAGUAAUACGUACGUGCAGUAGACAUACUUUACUGUGUAAACCCAAUAUCUGUGGAGUGUUGGCAGUAUGGGUAGUCCGCCGGGAAUACUCUUCACAGAAGAAUUACACUACUGAUCACAAUAAUAAUAAUAAUAAUAAUAAUAAUAAUAAUAAUAAUAAUAAUAAUAAUAGUAAAAAAGAUAGCAAGAACUCUAUAGAUACUCUAAAUGAUAGAUCCCAUGGUGAGAGCGUAACUACUAGUGAUGUGACUCUCCUCACAUUAGAGGGACUCCAUCGUUACCGUGAUGUUUGCCUUGAACCUCUAUUACAGCAGAAACGAUCAGAACUGCAGAAACUAAAAACAAAAACAACAAUGUGUGAGAAAGUUGCAGAGCGUUAUGCAGAUCGUUACAUUUUAUUCGUCUUUCUAUUAUUAACUGCACAAGCUAUUAUACUUUUUUAUUGGGUGUAUGUCUGUUUUGAUUGGAAUUUAGUGGAGCCCAUCACCUAUUUAUUGGGUUACGCCGGUGUGUGGGUUGGUAUUGCCUAUUAUGGGGCUAUGCGGCGGGAACUCACUUAUUUGACAUUUCGUCAAAUGUUAACAACGCGAUGUUGUCGUCGACUGCUGCGUAAACAAAAUGUAAAUGUGAAAUUGCAAGAGAAACUGCAGGCAGAAGUUCAACUCUUGUCAAGAUGGUUACAAGGCCUUAAAGGUCUCUAA
Molecule: messenger RNA, 717 nt
Organism: Trypanosoma theileri
Lineage: Eukaryota; Euglenozoa; Kinetoplastea; Trypanosomatida; Trypanosomatidae
Exons: 1
Coding region: 1-717 (238 amino acids)
Biological process (GO): mitochondrial calcium ion homeostasis; calcium import into the mitochondrion
Cellular component (GO): mitochondrial inner membrane; uniplex complex
Molecular function (GO): calcium channel activity; uniporter activity
Source: RefSeq, a predicted model, not a curated record